Messenger RNA from Chaetura pelagica (chimney swift), 807 nucleotides. It is a transcript of the gene TSSK3, whose product is annotated as testis-specific serine kinase 3. Lineage: Eukaryota; Metazoa; Chordata; Aves; Apodiformes; Apodidae. Gene Ontology annotation, molecular function: protein serine/threonine kinase activity; ATP binding; tau-protein kinase activity. Bases 1 to 807 code for a protein of 268 amino acids. The transcript is spliced from 2 exons. The record is from RefSeq and is a predicted model, not a curated record. Gene Ontology annotation, biological process: microtubule cytoskeleton organization; protein phosphorylation; intracellular signal transduction. Gene Ontology annotation, cellular component: cytoplasm.
AUGGAGGGGUUUUUGCUUGCCAAUGGCUACCAGCUGGGCAGGACGGUCGGGGAGGGGAUGUUCUCCAAAGUGAAAGAAGCUUUUUCACUAAAACACCAGAAGAAAGUGGCAAUUAAAAUAAUGGACAAGAAGGAAGGCCCGAAAGAUUUUAUUCACAAAUUCCUUCCCCGGGAGCUCCAGAUCGUCAUGCACUUGAAGCACAGGAACAUCAUCCACGUGCACGAGGUGCUGGAAUCCACAGAGGGGAAGAUCUUCCUGGUGAUGGAGCUGGCAGAGGACGGGGAUAUCUUUGACUACAUGGUCCGGGAGGGUCCCCUGCCCGAGCCCCAGGCCAAGGUGCUGUUCCGCCAGCUGGUGGAUGCCAUCCAGUACUGCCACAGCUGCGGGGUGGCCCAUCGGGACCUCAAGUGUGAGAACGCCCUGCUCCAGGGCCACACCUUGAAGCUGACGGAUUUUGGCUUCGCCAAGCUGCUCCCCAGGGACGGCAGGGACCUGAGCAGGACCUUCUGCGGCAGCACAGCCUACGUGGCACCCGAGGUGCUGCAGGGCCUGCCCCAUGACAGCUGCAAGGGCGACAUCUGGAGCAUGGGCACCAUCCUCUACAUCCUGCUCUGUGCCCGCAUGCCCUUCGACGACUCCGACAUCCCCAAGAUGAUGCUGCAGCAGCAGAAAGGUGUCUCCAUCCCCCGGCACCUGGGGGUCUCCGAGGAGUGCCAGAACCUCCUGAAAAUGCUCCUGGAGCCGGACAUGACCCUCAGACCCUCCAUUGAGGUGGUCAGCAGGCACCCAUGGCUGACUAACCCCUGA